AUGGUGCAACUUGUGAUUUGUGUUUUCUUCUUUUGUGGGUCUUUGGCUUUAAGAGACUUUGAACAACCAGCCACUCGAUUAAGAGGCUCAGUCACACACAUUGAUAAACACGUCUUCCAGUUGUUAAAACAAUUGGAAGCCACAUGUAGUGACUUUGUAAUACACAGUAGAAACUUAUUAACUGGGUUAAGUGAACAUCCAAGAGUUUUUAAUACUAAGUUUAUUAAGGCUGUAGAAAACAUUAUUAUUGCUGCUGAACAAUUGGAGAUUGAAAUCAAAUUUGGAAUAAGCAAUGACAAGAAUGAGUACGUACGUGAAAUGGCUAAAAAUUUACUCGAUAUAUUCAGAAAACACCGAUUUGAAAUCAACUUAAAGGAUUUUGUUGACUCAAAAGAAUUGAUUUCCAGGAAAAUUGGAAGACUAAACACUGAUGAAAAUAGUAAGAGACUCCUUGAAAAUUCACUUGAUAAAACUUGUCAGGGUCCAAGAUAUUUUUUGGACUUUUUCGAGGCCUUCACCCAAUUACCAAUUCUUUCAAAUGACGGAAGUUUCCCAAUGUUGGCUUUUAGAUGCAAGUAUCCGUAUUCAAUGGUCUAA
Messenger RNA from Entamoeba invadens IP1, 597 nucleotides. RefSeq lists its product as hypothetical. Bases 1 to 597 code for a protein of 198 amino acids. The transcript has a single exon. The record is from RefSeq and is a predicted model, not a curated record. Lineage: Eukaryota; Evosea; Mastigamoebida; Endamoebidae.